Serendipita indica DSM 11827 is the source of this 948-nucleotide messenger RNA. NCBI's taxonomy places the organism in Eukaryota, Fungi, Basidiomycota, Agaricomycetes, Sebacinales, Serendipitaceae. The record is from the annotation of a GenBank genome assembly.
AUGGCCAGCGACAGCUUCAUCAACGCAAUCGCCGGCGCGGCAGGCGGCUCGAUAGCCAUGACCCUCACAUACCCUCUCAUCUUUGUCUCUACGAGAGCAGCAGUCGCGUCGGAGAAGGAGCGAAAGUCGACAUACGAGGCCGUUGUAGACGUCAUUCGCUCCGCAGAGGGUGUCAGUGCACUUUAUAGUGGCUUGAGUUCUAGUCUGCUCGGCAUCUCCGUCACAAACUUUGUGUACUACUACUUUUAUGAACGAGGAAGGGGUAUGAUAUUGGCUGCACGGUCAAAGCCGGGCUCCAAGGGUCUGUCAGUGGCCGAGUCGAUGCUCAACGGCCUGAUAGCAGGCUCUGCAACGUCCAUCAUCUCAAAUCCAAUCUGGGUUUUGAAUACGAGACAGACGGUACGAACCAUCGCCCCUUCCUCUACAGAUCCUUCCGCAAAGGAGGUCGUCGUGAAGAAACUCGGCAUCAUUGAGACUGCCAAGAAUAUCAUUCAGAAGGAUGGCGUUGGCGCAUUGUGGGCAGGCAUCGGACCCGCGUUGAUCCUGGUCAUCAACCCCAUCAUCCAAUAUACUGCCUUUGAGCAGCUAAAGAAUUUCAUCAUGCAACGCCGGACGGCAAAAUUGCGUGCAACUGGCUCGACCCGUGCGGCCUCUUUGUCCGAUUGGGACUAUUUCGUGCUCGGUGCACUUUCAAAACUGAUUGCGACGACCAUGACGUAUCCAUACAUUGUCGUCAAGUCCCGCCUCCAAGCCGGCAGGGCGCAGUACCCCUCUGCAUGGGCUGGUGUUCAGGCCAUUAUCGGCAAGGAGGGUAUUGAGGGAUUGUACAAGGGUAUUGGGUCCAAGCUUGUACAGAGCGUCUUGACGGCUGCGAUCCUAUUCGCGGGCCAGAAGAGGGUGUAUGAAGUCACAAAGAGGGCGCUCAUGAGCGCUGGUUUAGCCAAGUAA